Penicillium egyptiacum is the source of this 798-nucleotide messenger RNA. Lineage: Eukaryota; Fungi; Ascomycota; Eurotiomycetes; Eurotiales; Aspergillaceae. The record is from the annotation of a GenBank genome assembly.
AUGGACUUGGCUCCUGCAUAUUUGGCGCCGCCUGUGGGCCUUCGUCGCAAAAUAGCCACAGAUGACGGCUUCUCCCGACGAGAUCCUCGGGAUGGGCCGUAUGGUGUGUUCAUCUCGCACGUCAGCGAGGGCGUCUACUUAGCCAUCGAUACUAGCGCUUACGCGCACCUAUGGAAUCAGGCGACCGUAUUUAUUAUGUCCCUUCUUUGGGCAUCCAACGAUCAGCGUGCAUGGGCAAAGGAGCAGUUGAUAUCAAUAAACAUCGCAAUCGACCGACAGAAUGAGACGAAGUUGAACCAGCCUCCUGGCACUGGCUGUAUUGAAGUACAUAACCUUCAUCGCGCGGGUAUCCAGUUGGACCUGGCGGUUAGAGAUGCCAAGUUCUAUCGCUCAACCGCGCGCUACGAGGAUGUACGUGACUUUGUUUGGGAGAGAAUCCAGAACAGAAACUAUCCGGAAAGCUGGGCUAUUACAAGACGCCAGUUUCAACGUCAUAUCGCUAAAUUUGAACGUAAACCCUCGGUGUCUAAUGAUUUCGAUACUGAAGAUGGUGCUUAUAAACAAUCCAAUGCACCAGCCAUAUUGAAAUCAACGGUCAAAGCAAAGCCGAACCCAAGGGUCUCAUUGGCCGAUGUUAUUCGCACACAUGCAAAGAUGGCUGCGUCGCAAACGCCCCGUCCUGCGCGGAACAAUAGGGAGCGCUCUCAAGAAAUUCCCCGGGUUCCUCUUUCGCGAAGCAUGCGGAGCUUGGAAUACCCCGAAUCAUCGACAAUGAAGAAUAGGAAUAUCAUUAGAUAA